This is a messenger RNA of Fraxinus pennsylvanica, 615 nucleotides long. The record is from the annotation of a GenBank genome assembly. Lineage: Eukaryota; Viridiplantae; Streptophyta; Magnoliopsida; Lamiales; Oleaceae.
AUGCACAGAUCAAACGCUAGGAUUAGACAAACCUGGCACAAUGAUGGGAAGGGUUCCAGAGGAUGUGAUGAUGAUGGAAAAGCUAGCACGCUGUUGAAUUCAGAUUAUUAUCAAAAUAUGAGUUUCCAGGCCCCAGAAGUUAAUGCGAUGGAUAGAAAUCAAGCUCAAAAGUAUUGUGCACACAUUAAGAGUGAUUCUGGAGUACGGGAAUCUCAUCUAGUAUUUUCAAGGUCCCUGAAGAGGGUGUCCCCCUACUGCUCAUCUGUUAUUGAAGCAAAUAAUGGACAUGUCCAGAAAAUAAGAGCAAUUGUGAAAGAAGAAACGAAGAAUACGGGGGUUUCUGAAUUUAAUAAUUCAGAUACCGAUGCCUGUUCUGUUGGUAGUUGUAGUGUUACUAGUCAGAGUCCAAACAACUACCAUAGUCAUGUCAUACCACUACCACUACCACUACCAUGCCAAGUGACAGAUGCUCCUUGCAGUGAUGUGGAGUCGUGUUAUGGUCCAGGCUCAGGCUCUGAGGGAAAAAGUGGUCCACGUCUCCCAAAAGAAGAAGUGGAAGCCAGGAUCCAUAGGGCCGCAAUUGGAGGCAUGCUUCAAUUUCUUCCAAAGGCUUAA